Molecule: messenger RNA, 1053 nt
Organism: Penicillium brevicompactum
Lineage: Eukaryota; Fungi; Ascomycota; Eurotiomycetes; Eurotiales; Aspergillaceae
Product: electron transfer flavoprotein subunit alpha/FixB family protein
Exons: 3
Coding region: 1-1053 (350 amino acids)
Cellular component (GO): mitochondrion
Molecular function (GO): flavin adenine dinucleotide binding; electron transfer activity
Source: RefSeq, a predicted model, not a curated record
AUGAUUCCUCUCGCCAGACACUCUGUUCUGCGGGCUGCCCGCUCCCAGCUCCAGCCCACCUGGAAGCUGAGCCAGCCCGCUUCUUCAGCGCUCGCCCGCCUCCUCUCAACUCUUGCGGUCCUUGAGCAGCGCAAUGGCAAGCUCGAGUCUUCCUCUCUCUCCGCGAUCGCAGCAGCACAGAAGCUUGGUGGCUCAGUAACAGGCUUCCUUGCUGGCUCUGGCGUCAAGGGAACCUCUGCCGCGGAGGCUGCCAAGAUUAAGGGCGUUGAGAAGGUGCUGGCCGUGGAGAAUGACGCAUAUGAGAAGGGUCUCCCCGAGAACUACGCUCCUCUUCUGGUCGAGAACAUCAAGAAGGGCGAAUUCACCCACAUCGUUGCUGGUCACACUGCCUUCGGCAAGAGCUUGCUGCCCCGCGUUGCUGCUCUUUUGGACGUCCAGCAGAUCUCCGAUAUCACCGGCAUUGAGAGCGAGGACACUUUCGUCCGCCCCAUCUACGCCGGCAACGCCAUCCUUACCGUUCAGUCUUCCGACAACAUCAAGGUCAUCACUGUCCGAGGCACCGCCUUCCAGGGCGUUGAGACCGAGGGCGGCUCCGCCGAGAUCGCCGACGGCGUGGAUUCCAACGUCCCCGCGACAACCGAGUGGGUGUCCGAGGAGCUCACCAAGUCCGAGCGCCCCGACCUUGGUACCGCUACCCGCGUUGUGUCCGGAGGCCGUGGAUUGAAGUCCAAGGAGGAGUUUGACCGUGUCAUGCUUCCCCUUGCGGACUCACUUGGUGCUGCCAUUGGUGCUUCGCGUGCCGCUGUUGACAGCGGUUUCGCUGACAACAGUCUGCAGGUUGGCCAGACUGGUAAGAAUGUUGCUCCUCAACUCUACCUCUGUGCUGGUAUCUCCGGUGCUAUCCAGCACUUGGCUGGUAUGAAGGACAGCAAGGUCAUUGCUGCGAUCAACAAGGAUCCCGAGGCUCCCAUUUUCCAGGUUGCUGACGUUGGUCUUGUCGGUGAUCUGUUUGAAAAGGUGCCUGAGUUGACCGAGAAGCUGAAGAGCGCUUGA